UGAAACAGCCGCGGCGCGAUCCGGCCCGGACCUCGUGCGUCGUGCUCCAUACCGUGAUAAGACGUGCACUACACUACUACAGUGGACAGGUCGAACAAUCAACGACAAAACCAAUAACGGCAAUAACCAUUAGCCGACGGAAAUUCUUGUAGGACAUGUAGUUACUGAAUUUAAUUUUUUUUAAUUUGGUCUUUAACACCUUCAAAUUUGAUCAAUUUGAGUAGUAGACAUUUUCGAGAUGAACUCGAUUAAGAAAAAUAUUCAAGACACAUAUGCUAAGGAAUACCUGGCGCUUAAUAAAAGAAAUGAUGGUAGAGAAUUAAUGAACUUUCGAGAUGCAUCACUAAAUUUGAACACCAUACAUACAGCAGAUGGAUCGGCAGCAGUAAAAAUUGGGAAUACAGCUGUUGUUUGUGGCAUUAAAGCAGAACUAGGUGUUCCUAAACCUGAAACUCCAGAUAUUGGAUAUCUUUCAGUGAAUGUUGAACUACCUAGCCUAUGCUCUAAAAAAAUUCGACCAGGUGUUCCAUGUGAUGAAGCGAUGCAAACUACUAGUUUCCUUAAUGAAGUGUGUAAUAAUUGCAAAAUAUUAGAUUUACAACAAUUAUGUAUUUCUGUAGAUAAAUUAGUAUGGGUCUUGUCGUGUGAUAUAUAUUGUUUGAACUAUGAUGGAUCUGUUUUAGAUGCAUGCUUAAUAGCCUUGUUGUCAGCACUAAAAACAGUUAAGAUACCAGAAGUAAAAUACAACAAAGAAACUGAAGAAACACAUGUAAUUGAAAAUUACAUUCCAUUAAAUGUUAACAGUUUACCAGUAUCAUCAACUUUUGGAGUCUUUAGUGAAAAAUAUAUUUUAGCUGAUCCAACUGAAGAAGAAGAGCAACUAUGUGUUAGUAAAUUGACAGUUGUGACCAAUGGUUCCUUAUUAUUUUCAUUGCACAAACCUGGAGGAGAAUUCAUAAAAGAUAGCCAAAUUCAAAAUUGUAUUAGACUCGCUCAAAACAGAACUAAAACAAUUCAUCAAUUAUUAAAAGCUGCUCAAUAAAAUAACUGUUAUAAAAUUAUAAAUAUAUUUUUAAAUGUGUAAUAUUA
This is a messenger RNA of Melanaphis sacchari, 1089 nucleotides long. RefSeq names its product exosome complex component RRP43-like. Lineage: Eukaryota; Metazoa; Arthropoda; Insecta; Hemiptera; Aphididae. The transcript is spliced from 6 exons. Bases 239 to 1042 code for a protein of 267 amino acids. The record is from RefSeq and is a predicted model, not a curated record. Gene Ontology annotation, cellular component: nuclear exosome (RNase complex); cytoplasmic exosome (RNase complex). Gene Ontology annotation, biological process: nuclear mRNA surveillance; nuclear polyadenylation-dependent mRNA catabolic process; exonucleolytic trimming to generate mature 3'-end of 5.8S rRNA from tricistronic rRNA transcript (SSU-rRNA, 5.8S rRNA, LSU-rRNA).